Messenger RNA from Podarcis muralis (Common wall lizard), 1348 nucleotides. It is a transcript of the gene EIF3I, whose product is annotated as eukaryotic translation initiation factor 3 subunit I. Gene Ontology annotation, cellular component: cytoplasm; eukaryotic translation initiation factor 3 complex, eIF3m. The record is from RefSeq and is a predicted model, not a curated record. NCBI's taxonomy places the organism in Eukaryota, Metazoa, Chordata, Lepidosauria, Squamata, Lacertidae. Gene Ontology annotation, biological process: cytoplasmic translational initiation. Gene Ontology annotation, molecular function: RNA binding; protein binding; translation initiation factor activity.
UUCCUAUCUCUAUAAUCCCGCGGUCGGCUUUUCCUUCCGGUUUGAUGCCGGAAGUGGUUCCUCUGCCUUUUUCGCUCGUGGCGCCGUUGCUGUUCCCGGUGGCGUCUCUUCACCGCAGCCAUGAAACCUAUAUUGUUGCAAGGCCAUGAGAGAUCAAUUACUCAGAUCAAAUAUAACAGGGAAGGAGACUUGUUAUUCACAGUAGCCAAAGAUCCGAUUGUUAAUGUUUGGUACUCUGUCAACGGGGAGAGACUCGGCACAUACAGUGGACAUACUGGCGCAGUCUGGUGUGUGGAUGCUGACUGGGACACGAGGCAUGUGCUGACAGGCUCUGCAGACAACAGCUGCCGGCUCUGGGACUGUGAGACAGGGAAGCAGCUUGCUCUGGUCAAGACCAACUCAGCCGUGCGUACCUGCGGCUUCGACUUUGGAGGGAACAUCAUCAUGUUUUCCACAGACAAACAAAUGGGCUACCAGUGUUUUGUGAGCUUCUUUGACCUCCGUGACUCCAGCCAGAUUGAGGACAACGAGCCAUACAUGAAGAUCCCCUGUAGUGAUUCCAAAAUCACCAGCGCAGUUUGGGGUCCCCUUGGGGAAUACAUCAUUGCGGGACAUGAGAAUGGGGAGUUGAACCAGUUCAGUGCAAAGUCAGGAGAGGUCCUCAUGAACGUCAAGGAGCACACCAAACAGAUCAAUGACAUUCAGACCUCUCGAGACAUGACCAUGUUCAUCACUGCCUCCAAGGAUAACACUGCCAAGCUGUUUGACUGCACGACGCUUGACCACCUGAAGACGUUCCGGACAGAGCGACCAGUGAACUCCGCAGCCCUCUCCCCCAUCUUUGAUCAUGUGGUGUUGGGUGGUGGACAGGAGGCCAUGGAUGUGACGACCACUUCCACCAGGAUUGGCAAGUUUGAGGCCAGGUUCUUCCACCUGGGCGUUGAGGAAGAGUUUGGGAGAGUCAAGGGCCACUUUGGCCCUAUUAACAGUGUCGCUUUCCACCCUGAUGGAAAGAGUUACAGCAGCGGUGGAGAGGACGGCUAUGUUCGCAUCCAUUAUUUUGAUCCCCAGUACUUUGAAUUUGAGUUUGAAGUUUGAACCAGCCCCAUCCUUCUCCCCUUUCUACAGUUGCCUUCUGGAUCUCUGUCUGUUUCUAAGGAGGUUUAGUGGAGAUGCACAGACUGAAGCAGAGAACAGUGCACUAUAACUGCUGCUGUGUUCUGGGGAAACACGAGAAUGUCCAGCUUCUUGUCUGUUCUUGGGAACAGCUGCUUCCUGCCAUGCUUGGCAUAUUUAUAAAAGUUAUACAGAAGGAAAUAAUAAAUCCCCACUCUUGUUUCCAGCUACA